Amphiprion ocellaris (clown anemonefish) is the source of this 3046-nucleotide messenger RNA. It is a transcript of the gene ehd2b, whose product is annotated as EH-domain containing 2b. NCBI's taxonomy places the organism in Eukaryota, Metazoa, Chordata, Actinopteri, Pomacentridae. Bases 589 to 2229 code for a protein of 546 amino acids. The transcript has 7 exons. Gene Ontology annotation, biological process: endocytosis; endosomal transport. The record is from RefSeq and is a predicted model, not a curated record. Gene Ontology annotation, molecular function: protein binding; GTP binding; calcium ion binding. Gene Ontology annotation, cellular component: plasma membrane; cytoplasm.
UAAACUUGGACAAGCAAGGGGAGAGAAGAAUUUUGCCUGAGUGUGGUGUGUCUGAAUGUUGUGUUCUCUGUGUGAAGGAGCACUGCCAGGUCUGCAGCUCAUCUGAGAUACAUUAAACUCCAGGAGAAGAGCGAUCCACUGCAAUCUGGCUGCGCUGACGCUCCACUCAAGGUUUCUUUUUGCUGUCAGAGGUACACCCACCCAUACAUGUAGCUGCAGCUCCUCCAAGAGACUGUUUUUGUCUCCUUAAGCCACAAUAUUUUCCAGACUCUAGAGAGCAAGAUUGGAGGGAAGACAGAUCAAGGUUCCCGAAGACGUCUCUGUAAUAAGUUGGGUUUAAAGGGUUGUCAGUGUGGCGCCUAUUUUCAAAGGAGAAAUCCACGACUUCAAACGAAACAUCAGCCGUAUCGGUCCCCUCGGCGUGUGCUGUGCAGGGUUCAAGGACAAGUGAGCAGCGUUCACACAAAUACAGGAAACACCUGAAGAUUUUCCAAGGUUCCGCUACAGGAAAUACAGCUCCAAGCUACAGACAUAACUCUGACUCUGAUUUCUCCAAGAAGCUCCCUAUCAUCUUAUUAACCAAUCAACAUGUCACGCUGGGGGCGGAAAAAUGUGAAGAAGGCGCCUGAGGUGAUCCGCACUGUGACAGAAGGGCUGAAGUCCCUUUAUCGCAAGAAGCUGCUGCCUCUGGAGCAGUAUUAUGGUUUCCAUGACUUCCACUCUCCCAGUCUGGAGGAUGCAGACUUUGACAACAAGCCCAUGGUGCUGGUGGUGGGACAGUACUCCACCGGAAAGACAACAUUCAUCAAGUAUCUGCUGGAGCAGGAUAUUCCAGGGAGCAGAGUGGGUCCUGAACCCACCACCGACUGCUUCACUGCCGUCAUGCACGGGGAGGUGGAGGGAGUCAUCCCAGGGAAUGCCCUUAUCGUAGACCCCAACAAGCCUUUCCGUAAACUCAACCCAUUUGGAAACACCUUCCUCAACAGAUUCCAGUGUGCCCAGAUGCCCAACCAGGUCCUGGAGAGCAUCAGUAUUAUUGACACACCGGGGAUCCUGUCCGGGGCCAAACAGAGAGUGAGCCGAGGUGAGCGAAGUAACAAAGGCUAUGACUUCCCAGCUGUGCUGCGCUGGUUUGCUGAACGUGUCGACCGCAUCAUCCUGCUGUUUGACGCCCACAAACUGGAGAUAUCGGAUGAAUUCUCCGAGGCCAUCGGAGCCCUGAAAGGCAACGAGGACAAGCUGCGAGUGGUGCUCAACAAGGCCGACAUGGUGGGAACCCAGCAGCUGAUGAGGGUCUACGGCGCCCUGAUGUGGUCCCUGGGGAAGGUGUUCGGCACCCCGGAAGUUCUGCGCGUCUACAUCGGAUCCUUCUGGUCGGAGCCGCUGCUGGUCACAGAUAACCGUAAGCUGUUUGAGCUGGAGGAGGAGGAUCUGUUCGCUGACAUUCAGAACCUCCCUCGCAAUGCAGCUUUACGCAAACUCAACGACCUGGUCAAGAGGGCACGUCUGGUCAGGGUCCACGCACACAUCAUCAGCUAUCUGAAGCAGGAGAUGCCUUCUGUGUUCAGGAAGGACAAUAAAAAGAAGAAUCUGAUCUACCAGCUGCCAGUUAUUUUCUCCAAGAUCCAGCUGCAGCACAACAUCUCUGCUGGAGAUUUUCCAGACUGUGCGAAGAUGCAGGAACAACUGAUGGUUCAUGACUUCACCAAGUUCAAAACCCUGAAGCCGAAUCUUAUGGCGGCCCUGGAUGAGCUGCUGUCCGCCGACAUCGCCAAACUGAUGCCCCUCCUAAGGCAAGAGGAGCUGGAGGCCGGAGAGCAACCCGGCGUUCAGGGCGGCGCCUUCAUGGGAACCCGAGCCGGACCGUUCACAGAGGGCGACCCCUUCACCGAGGAGAACGGAGAGGGAUGCGAGGAGGAGCUGGAUUGGGUGGUAACCAAAGACAAGCCCAAAUACGACGAAAUCUUCUACAACCUCGCUCCGAAUGAGGGGAAACUGAGCGGCACCAAGGCCAAGGACUGGAUGGUGAGCUCCCGCCUGCCCAACUCUGUGCUGGGCCGCAUCUGGAAGCUGUCCGACGUGGACCGCGACGGCAUGCUGGAUGAUGAAGAGUUCGCCCUGGCCAGCCACCUGAUUGAGGUGAAGCUGGAGGGUCACGGUCUACCACCUGAGCUGCCAAACCGCCUGAUCCCACCGUCCAAACGCAGGCAGAAGGGCUCUGAUGCAUAGACAUGUCACAAAAUCCCUGCAGCUGAAAGAGAUUCUCCUUCUCUACUGGCUGCCACACUUAUGCUACUGUUUGUAUUUGCUCUUAUUUCCCUCCCCAGACCCAUGUCCAAAUGUUGUAUGUGAUACAACUCUUCCUCUGAGACUGAUUUUAGUCUUGCACAAUGGAACAUACUGUAUUUAAGUGUAAGUCAUACGUUUGAGGCUAUAACAAGGGUUUGCUGCAAAUGUGUAUUAAAAUUCACACGGGUCUGGUUGCUUCUUUUUCCUUUUUGCACCUCAAAGUUUGCUUUACUAUGAUGAGCUUUUAGAAAUAUAUCUACUUGUGUUUGCUGAGAAGAAGUAAAAGUUAAGGCCGGCGCCCUCUAAGUGAGCAGUAUUCAGUGUGUAUUUGAGAGAAUACAGAGCAAAACCUUCCUGUAUUAAAACAUUCCUUUGGAGACUGGUGGCAUGGAGCUAAUUUGCAGGAUUUUCAGUGAGGGUGUCAUCUAUAAUGUGUGUAUUUUUGCUCAAAUGAUUUGUUUAUAGCAUUUUCUACUUAAAGUAGCAGCACAAAUGUAAUCACUCGAACGCAUUUCACUUUUGACGCUUUAAACGCCACGUUUUUGUGCUGACUUUAUAUAUUAUUUUUGUAAUUGUUGCUGUUGUUUUGUAUGUGCAGGAGCAUAAACCUCAGUUGCGUAAAAGAACAUUAAAUUCUGAGACCUGAGAACUUUUCAUCUAGACUGAAUGACUGAUAUAUUACUGACUACUGUACACAGCUCCACCAACUGUUCUUAUGUUAACUUUUAUGUAACCAAAUAAAACUCCAAUGACUGUG